Manduca sexta (tobacco hornworm) is the source of this 437-nucleotide messenger RNA. RefSeq names its product probable histone-lysine N-methyltransferase PRDM7. The record is from RefSeq and is a predicted model, not a curated record. The transcript is spliced from 4 exons. The coding region runs from base 54 to 437 and encodes 127 amino acids. Lineage: Eukaryota; Metazoa; Arthropoda; Insecta; Lepidoptera; Sphingidae.
UACAGUUACUUCGUACAAAGAUUUAAUAGAAUUUUUAUUAUUGUUUUUUACAGAUGAGUAAAAUGAAGCUCCGUCAAAAACAACGCAUCAGUUAUUACGAGCCUGAUGAGCCGAAUUUAGACGAAUAUGUCUUCUGCGACAAAUGCGCUGAUUUCGUUUACGAAUACUGCGCGAUACACGGACCCCUGCUGGUCAUCCCUGAUGAUAAGGUGUCGAGCAAGCCCAAGUACCCAUCGUUCGUGCCGCGUGCAGCGCUCACCAUCCCCAGCGUGUUCCUGCACCUGGCUCCCUCCAGGAUACCAGGCGCGGGCCUGGGCGUGUUCAGCACUCUGACCAUACCACGAGGAGUGCGCUUCGGCCCGUACCGCGGGAAGCGGACUGACCAGAUACGAUCCAUGUACUGCUGGCAGGUACUGGAAUAUAUGCUGAUGGACUGA